CUCUGGAAAUAUAAAACGUUAUGCCAGAUCGUCGGUGCAAGUCACACGCUCCCAAACUCUCCAGUCAGCAAGGAAAUUCUACGCGAGAUCAUGAAGUUUCUGCAAGCAGUUGUUGUGGUUGCCGUCCUGUCGGUUGCCUCAACCUACGAAUACGACUUGAGCGCUUUUUGGAACAAGCGAGCAGCGCUAAAGCGUUUCGAAGCAUGCCUCACGACGGACGGCAUGAAGGCGGCGCAGGAUGCACUGCAGCGAGCCAUCGUUGCUUGUGACAGCGCCUCGCACGACGAGCAGCCUGUGGCGUCGGUCGAAACCGCCAACUGGAAUAAAAUCUUGAGUGAAUUCUCGCCAGGCCGCUACUUCCGUCUGAAUAAUGACGAGAGGAUACAAAACAUCAAAGCUAAAAUGUCCUCUCAAGUAAAGAGGUUCCGCUGUAUCGUGCAGCACAUAGGAGUGACGGACGCUGACAACAAAAUCGCGGCCGACGUUGUGGCGCAGCAAUACGAAGCGCUAGACCUGCCACCCGUUCUCCUCAAUGACCUCCUCCUCGGCGUCAACCAGUGCUUCAAGAUGGCCGAAUGUAUGCCAGUAAGCGACCGCAUAAACGCCCCUGUGCCAGCUGAUGUCCUCCGCACGCGAACCUUCCUAGACUGCGAGCGCUACGCUCGCGACUGGGCGUGCCUCAAAAAUGAACUCAGCGCUGAUGUGGCAGCCGGAAAAUUUGAUUUCUCAGGCGCCGAGGGAACUUUGGACUUUCUUCCUGACGACGAAGCUCGAGCCGCAGCGAUCGUCAUCGCUGAUGAAUGGGAAGGAGGAGAUGACUACGGACUUUUAGAGUAAAGCUCUCUAAUGUUUCUUCUACGUUUCUUCUGAAACAUUAAGGGUAUAUAAAAUAAAAAUAAUCAACAAUUUGGAGAAUGUAAGAACGAAUAAAAUCAUGAGGGAGGAGAUGACUACGGACUUUUAGAGUAAAGCUCUCUAAUGUUUCUUCUACGUUUCUUCUGAAACAGUAAGGCCUAAGGGUAUAUAAAAUAAAAAUAAUCAACAAUUUGGAGAAUGUAAGAACGAAUAAAAUCCUGACAAGUGAUAAACUACAUUCGCAGAAAUAGUCGGAAUUAUGCCCAACAACAAAUUCCAUGUUUACGUUUUUCACAUUCUUCUUCGAUAAACUGCUGACAUUAAAUGAAAAAAAUACAACGGAUUCAAACAUU
Molecule: messenger RNA, 1208 nt
Organism: Hyalella azteca
Lineage: Eukaryota; Metazoa; Arthropoda; Malacostraca; Amphipoda; Hyalellidae
Exons: 8
Coding region: 91-837 (248 amino acids)
Source: RefSeq, a predicted model, not a curated record